UCUGCGUCGGGGAAGAUUACAGCCGGGAUUAAUCAAAAGGAAAAGUCAAGRCUGAUGUCAUCCGCUCACGUGCAGGAGAGUUACUGCUGUUGACAUUCGUCCACUUUUUUGUAAUAAACAGAUUUCCUGCAGCGACUCCAUCAGAGAGGAGGAUAUACCGUUUUCUGUCAGGCUGCAAACAAAACAAGCAGAAAAAUCAAUCAGAACUCCAUCAUGGGCUGCCCUGGUUUGCGGAACGCAUUUGCUGGUUUGAUCCUGGUUCUGCUGUCUAAAGGGUCCAGAGUGCACGGAGCAGAAUUCGGACUCCUGCCGGACAAUAUUACAGUGUUGGAAGGCGAAAGUGUCAUUUUGAGAUGUCGGAUCGACGAGCAGGUGACCCACAAAGCCUGGCUGAACCGCUCGAAUAUCCUUUUCACUGGAACAGAUAGGUGGUCGCUGGACAGGCGCGUGACGCUGCUCGGCAGCAACAACAGUGAUUUCUCCAUUCACAUUGAGAAGGUGCAAAUCACAGACGAGGGACCCUACACCUGCACCUUCCAGGCCAAUAACAAACCCCGCAUCGCCCACGUCUACCUCAUCGUCCAAGUGCCAGCGAGAAUCGUAAACAUCUCAAAAAAUGUGUCGGUGAACGAGGGGGAGAAUGUAAACCUUUACUGUUUGGCAGUGGGUCGGCCUGAGCCCACCGUCACCUGGAAAGACCAGAAAUAUGGGCUGGUGAGUGAGGGGGAGUUCUUAGACAUCACCGAGAUCAAGAGGCAGCAGGCUGAAGACUACGAAUGCAUCACCCACAACGGUGUGGCGCCGCCCGACCAGCGCAAGGUCAAAGUCACGGUUAACUAUCCCCCCAUGAUCACAGACAUGAAGAACAUGCCAGCCCAUUUGGGGAAGACGGCUGUGUUGCGCUGUGACGCAAUGGCCGUCCCACCAGCCUCCUUUGAGUGGUACAGAGACGACCACAGGCCGGUAGAGAAUGACAACACCUUAAGGAUCAAAAAUGAGAAGACGCGCUCACUGUUGCUGUUUACCAACGUGACAGAGAAACAUUUUGGCAACUACACUUGCUUCGCUUCAAACCGUCUGGGUUCUUCCAACGCCAGCAUGCUGCUGUUUCGACCAGGGGCCCUCCAGGGACGAGGGACCGGUUUACACGCAGGGAUGAGUGUGAGCGUGUGCGUUUGGAUUGCCCUCUCUGCGUUUCUCCUGCUCAAAGUGUAAUGACCACAGUGCGUUUGGAAUCGUCCUUAAACGUCCCCGGAAGCCCUACUUCCUCCUCUGCUCCCUGCCCUCGCCCCCACGACGGAAGGAAAACGGAAAAGAAAUUCUUUAAUUACGAACCCAUCACUGUGAACAAAAAAAAAGAAUAUGCAUUAUUCCAGGAGCCAUCAAACCACCGCAUCGGACGCACGACAACUCCUUCCCCACCCCGAAAAAAAAAAUCUGCACCCUCGAUUCAAUUUUGAAUUCACCCUAUUAAUAAUGUACCCUUUUUUUCUGUUUUUCUCCCUCACACAUAUACAAUUUGUCUCUUUUUGUCUCCAAGAAAGCCUUGGUACUUCCCCUCAUCACCUUGUUUUCCUACCAGUGGGAUGAUGUUAGUAGAAAGUGUAUAUUCCUGAUGGCGAUAAAUGAGAAAAAUAGAUAAUCUAACAAUGGAUGGUCAUUUAUGUAAGAUACUGCACAGACUAUUGACUGACCUACAACGUUUGCCUUAUGGAAAUAACACAUCAAAUCACAAUAAUUUAGUGGUUAUUUAUGGAAUGAAGGUAAUGUUGUGGUCACCUUUUUGAAAAUUGUCCAGCUGGUGGUCAUGUGAAGUUUAACCCUUUGAUCWCACACACACACACACACACGRAUAAGUGACACAUGUAUGGAUUUUUUUUACUAUUAUUUUAACUGUGUAGCAGUGAAUCUGCUAUAAAUGAUGUCAAAAUGUACAAAUCAAAAAAGGGUGAGUGGUGACGGCAUCAGUCUUAAUAACCCCUUUGUAAAUGGGGGGGUUAUAUAAGGUUUCGCAUGUAGCCCUCACUACCCAAACCUUUUUUUUUUUAAACCCUCCCCGCCUCUCUGUUCAAAGUGCUUCGUCUAGUUGCCCUUCGCAUUGCUGUAGUGUUCUCUGCUGUGUGCCAACACCC
This is a messenger RNA of Austrofundulus limnaeus, 2132 nucleotides long. It is a transcript of the gene iglon5, whose product is annotated as IgLON family member 5. The record is from RefSeq and is a predicted model, not a curated record. Lineage: Eukaryota; Metazoa; Chordata; Actinopteri; Cyprinodontiformes; Rivulidae.